Molecule: messenger RNA, 1029 nt
Organism: Fusarium redolens
Lineage: Eukaryota; Fungi; Ascomycota; Sordariomycetes; Hypocreales; Nectriaceae
Exons: 4
Coding region: 1-1029 (342 amino acids)
Source: RefSeq, a predicted model, not a curated record
AUGAGCUUUCCCGGUGCAGCGCCUCCGCCCUCGGGCGUGGAGCCGAACCUAAAGCAUCCACAGGAUGUGCUAAGGUCGUGCAAUUAUGCCAGGCAAGCUCUUACCAUUGCGUUUGUGUCCGCUUUCGUUGUGACUCGUUUUUAUGUCAAGACAAGAGUUAUGGGAGGAGGGACAACAAGAGAUGACUUCCGGAUAUACUGCCACUAUCUUCUACGCUCCCAUGGCUCUGAUCGUCAAACUUGCUCUCCUCUUCAUCUCAUACGAGUCUUCGGAGAUGUCCAUAAGAAAACCAUGAUGGGCAUCUACAUUUUUAUCGGCAUGCUUGUGGCAUACUAUGUGUCAGGUCUUUUCAUCAAGAUCUUUAUAUGCUGGCCGAUCAGCGCGUACUGGAAAGGAGAGACAGACAAAUGCUUAAACCAAAGCGCCAUCAUUUUCGCCCAUGCUAUCAUCAGCGUCAUCAGUGACUUGGUCAUUUUGCUACUCCCGACCCCGCUCACGUGGUCACUACAGCUAUCUAGACGGAAAAGACUCCGAGUCAUUGGAAUUCUUUGUGCUGGAGGCGUCGCGACAGCUUUCAGUAUCUACCGAUUGGCAAUGAUCCUGCACGAGGGCAAGUCUGUAAACCAGGCCAUCGUCUUCACAAAGGCGAUAUUAUCUGGUCACUCAACCCAUGGAGAUGUUAGUAGACGUGGAGAGAUCGUGAUGGCCCGAUCCUUCCACGUCGAUGCUGGAAGAACAGACAAGGAGGUACACCACGACGCUUACGACUUGGGUCACGACGAGGCUGGAUUAUUUGCUAGCGUUCAGGCCAACCCAAAGAGCAACUAUUCGAGUCGAAGAAGGCUUAUCAGUACAGCCGUUAUGCACAUGACGAAAUCAGACCUCAGAAUCGAGGACGGCUACAGUGUCGAUUAUGAGAUUGGUCCACAUGGAGUUAUUACCUCUGGUGUUAAUACAGAAACCGAAACAAACAAAGGACAAAGACUGUCAAGGAGGCGGGGGCAUAAAAGACCUUAUUAUAGUAUUUAA